This is a messenger RNA of Mustela lutreola (European mink), 3780 nucleotides long. RefSeq names its product TNF receptor superfamily member 8 (gene TNFRSF8). The transcript is spliced from 15 exons. NCBI's taxonomy places the organism in Eukaryota, Metazoa, Chordata, Mammalia, Carnivora, Mustelidae. The record is from RefSeq and is a predicted model, not a curated record. Bases 259 to 2052 code for a protein of 597 amino acids. Gene Ontology annotation, molecular function: protein binding; transmembrane signaling receptor activity. Gene Ontology annotation, biological process: signal transduction.
GUGCCAGUGCACCUCUGGAUGGUGGGGGAAGGGAAGAGUUAAGGCAGAGCCCUCAAAGAAAGUGCAGCCCACUUUUGAAGUGACUUCACAGCUGCGGCCAGCGCCGGGCGCCGGGGAGGUGCGCUGGGGGAAGUCUGCUGGCCCGGAGGUUCACCCAGGUGUUGCUCCGGCUCUGGCCCGGCACGUGGGCGCAGCGCGCUUCCCAGGCUGCCUGGGUGGGCACCUCUCCCCAGCCGGCUCAGCCUUCCAGCCCCCGGGAUGUGCCCCCUCCACACCAUGCUGGGACUGCUACUCCUGGGGGUGCUGGGAGCCUUCCCGCAGGAUGGAGUUCGGAGGAACGCCUGCGAGGAAGGCCCCAACCACUCCUAUGACCAGACUACUGGGAGGUGCUGUUACCGCUGCCCCGAGGGGCACACCUCGCAGCAGCCGUGCGCACGGGGGUCAUCCGACUGCAGGAAGCAGUGUGACCCCGACUACUACCUGGACAGGGACGGCCGCUGCACGGCCUGCGUGACCUGUUCUGGAGACGAUCUCGUGGAGAAGAUUCCAUGCUCAGCGAAUUCCUCCCGCGUCUGUGAGUGUCGGCCUGGCAUGUUCUGUUACACAUCAGCCACCAAAUCCUGUGCCCGCUGUAGGCCGCACUCCGUCUGCCCACCAGGGGAGGUCGUCAGGUUCCAGGGCACAGCAGAAAGGGACACCAUCUGUGAGCGACCUUCCCCAGUGACCAGUCCUGACCGGGCGGCCACCAGCAGCACCCUCCAGGCCAGGCCCCUCAGGACUGCCUCAGCAAGCUCCAGGGCGAGGACCACGCUUCCCGGAAGGGGCGCUUCCCUCACCCUGGAACACGGUUCCGAAAUUACGAGAGCCCCCAGCUCUCCCUCCUCGGUGCAGGAGCCCGGUCCAGGUCCAGGGCAGAUCUCCCAGCAGCCGUGCGCACAGGGGUCAUCGGACUGCGGGAAGCAGUGUGACCCGGACUACUACCUAGACAGGGACGGCCGCUGCAAGGCCUGCGUGACCUGUUCUGGAGACCUGGUGGAGAAGACGCCGUGCACAUGGAACUCCUCUCGCGUCUGCGAAUGUCGAUCUGGCAUGUUCUGUACCACGUCAGCCACCAACUCCUGUGCCCGCUGUACCCCCCGCUCCAGCUGCCCACCAGGGACCGUCACCAAACCCCAGGGUACAGCUGAAAGGGGUGCCACCCAUGAGCCACCUCCCCCUGAGGCCCACCCUGAUUGCAGCACCAACCCAGAGGACAGCAAGACGUCCACCAGUGCCUCUGCCCCUCUGGUCUCCUCGGGAGACCCCCAGAUCAGUAAGGAGCAUGGAAGGGGCAUCACCCACGCUUGGGGAGACACCCCCAUAUCAACGAGCACUCCCAUCUCUUUCUCCUCCACGGGAAAGCCCAUUCUGGUUUCAGGGCCCGUGCUCUUCUGGAUGGUCGUGCUACUGGUGGUGGUCUUGGGCUCCGUGUCCUUCCUCCUGUGCCACCGGAGGGCCUGCCGGAAGUGGAUUCAGCAGAAGCUCUACCCGUGCUACCCUGUCCAGACCUUCCGGCCCAAGCUGGAGCCUGCAGAUUCCAGGCCUGGGAGGAACCCGACACAGCUGAAGAGUGUGUCAGUGGUGGAGCCGGGCACGGAAGAGCUGGGCUUGCUGAGCCCCCCGGUUGCGGAGGCCUCCCCCGGCGGGGCAGUCUGCCGAGAGAGCAUGCGGCUGCUGGAAGCUAGCCCUCCCGCCGGGAGCCCCUCGUCCCCCAGGGACCUCCCCGAGCCCCCCCGGGUGACCUCGGAGCAUACCAACAACAGGAUCGAGAAGAUCUACAUCAUGAAGGCUGACACAGUGAUUGUGGGGACUGUGAGGACUGAGGUGCCCGAGGGCCGGGGGCUGGUGGGGCCGGCGGGGCCUGAGUUCGAGGAGGAUCUGGAAGUGGACCACGCCCCCCGCUUCCCAGAGCAGGAGACAGAGCCGCCUCUGGACAGCUGUGGGGACGCCAUGUUCUCGGUGGAAGAGGAAGGAAAGGAGGCCUCCUUGCCCGUGACCGUCACGGAGAAAUGAAGCCUGGCCUGGGUUGGGGCUGAGCGGACAGUGGGGCGCCAGCCAGGGUGGCCCUGGUGGCACCAGGCUGGGGGCAGAAGCCCUUGUGACCAGAACUGAGGUUCCAGCACCCAGGGGUAGAGCAGCCUGGAGCAAGGGGGUUCCAGGGGCCUCUCGUUGCAUCCCUGCCCUGCUGCCCCCCAGCCCAGACCCUCGGGAAGCCUGGGCUUGUGCAGGAGAGACGACCCAGGGGCGGGAUCUGAAUGGCAGUGUUUGUUGGAGCGGCAGACGGACAGCAGGGACUGGGCACCUGUCUCCUGCCACUGCCCCCGGAGCCCCAAGCAUCAGACACGCGCCACGGGGGCCAGAGCUCACUGACGGCAGAGGCCGGGAGGCACUGGCCCUGUGCCUUCAGCUCUCACCCUGGGCGGUGGGAGUGACGCCCCCCAGACCUUCCCACCAUGCUGGAAGCCCCCAGUUAGUGUACUGUGGCCCCUGAGGGCACUGAGCCAGCACCUGUGGUGGUUUGUCCUGGGUUGAAGGGAAGUCAGGGGCCGAGUUGUCAUGGGCUGGCCCCACCUUGGCAACAGCCACCACCCCUCCCUCGCAACCCCUUCCGCUGUGCUCUGCGCCCACAUCCAGGUGAUUGCCCCACCUGGCCCCUAGCCAUGCCGGAGCCAAGUGAAACCCUCCUGGUGCCGCCAGCCCCCUCCUAUUCUGUAGACCCACGGUGGGUGAGGGGUCUGGGGUCACUGAUUGUUUCACAAGGUCCCCAGCUGUCACCUCCGCGGGAGGCUCCUUGGGACCCAGACGCUCAGCUGCUGCCGCGCCUCACCCGCAGCCAGAGACCCUGCCCACCCAGCUGCUGCCUGGAGAGGAGCCUGCUGGUGGGGAGCCCUGGGCCCUUCCUGGGUGCCUGCCUGCUCUGUGGCCCCUCUGCUGUCCCAGGGUGAGGCGCCUUCCGCACACCUACCAUGCAUCCGGAGCCCAGUGGGCCCAGCCCUGCCCUUGCCCUCCAGCUGCUCAGCACCCAUGGUUGGGACACGGAUGUCAGAAAGCAACACGGUUUCGCCCAGACUUCCUGCCUUCUUCCGGAUUCUCAGAAAAACUAGUAGUCCCGUCUGGACUUGAGGACUUUCGCAUUUCACGUUAAGGAGUAAAGCUGUCCUGACUUGGGUCUGGCUGGCCUGCUCUCCCCAGGGCUUUCAGACUCAUGUGAACAAACAUGAGCCAGCCUUGGAGAGGGAUGUGUGGGCAGAGGACGGGGCUGCCCACAGCUCAGGCCAUUCCACCUCAGCUGCCUGCAGGCCCCAGGAAUUCACCCGCUGGAGUCCAGGCCGUUUACCCGCCAGCUUGCUCAUUCUCUGGAGGAAGUUGGGGCUGGGCCAGGAAUCACAGGGUAGUUUCUGAAACUGCUCAGAUGUUCGGAGGGGCUAGGACACCAAGAGGGACUCACGUCGGAACCUGAAGACGUUGCCAUGUGAAGGACAGUAUUUGCCCAGAUGUGCCGUGCGGGAACGGCCGGGGUGCCUGUGCCUGGAGCUCUGGCUGGAAGGGGCCCGAGUACGCCCCACCCCGCUGAGCAGGGCCCUGGCAGUCUUGACUUGAAGAUGCGGUCCCCCUGUUGGGAGAAAUGAAGAACUUCCUUGCCCAAAGUCCCUUCACAAAACCUUUGAUCCUCUGAAAUUUUGAUCCUCAGAAAAUGUGUAAGGUUCCUUAAAAAUACCAGUUGUAAGUUUCAGGAAACUA